GGGAGGGACCCAAAAUCUAUAAUUAGAAUAGAAUAUAAAUAGACGACGGUGAUUUUACCAUCACAACCUUAGUUGGAGCACCCGUGUCUGAGUUUUCGCGUUGCAUCGUUAAAAACUGCGAUAUUAGCGGGGAAGAGCCUUGGCCGAGCAUUACUUUGUUUGUUAUUUGUGGUUGUGUGGUAUAUUUGCGAGUGUAAGUGGGAUGGGAUCUUGUGAAGACUAUCAAAUGAAGAUCGUUAAUGGCGAUUGCGGUUAUGUUCUUGAAGAUGUUCCUCACCUCACCGAUUACAUCUCUGAUCUUCCUACUUAUCCUAAUCCUCUGCAAUCCAAUCCUGCUUAUUCAGUAGUUAAGCAAUAUUUCGUCGAUGAGGAUGAUACUAUUAUUCAAAAGAUUGUUGUGCACAAGGAUACUCCACGAGGGGUGCAUUUUCGGCGAGCAGGACCACGCCAAAGGAUGUAUUUCGACUCGGACGAAGUGCAUGCAUGCAUUGUCACAUGUGGUGGUCUGUGCCCUGGGCUUAACACGGUGAUCAGGGAAAUUGUUUGUGGCCUUUAUCACAUGUAUGGUGUCAACAAAGUUCUUGGGAUAGAUGGAGGAUAUAAAGGUUUCUAUUCACGAAAUACCAUUGCAUUAACGCCUAAGGUUGUCAAUGACAUCCAUAAACGUGGUGGUACCAUCCUUGGGACAUCACGAGGAGGCCAUGACACCUCGAAGAUAGUUGACAGCAUUCAGGAUCGUGGAAUCAAUCAGGUUUUCAUCAUUGGUGGUGAUGGAACUCAGAAAGGAGCAUCUGUUAUAUAUGAGGAAAUCAGACGACGUGGUCUGAAAGUUGCUGUUGCAGGAAUCCCUAAAACUAUAGAUAAUGACAUUCCAGUUAUUGAUAAGUCCUUUGGUUUUGAUACUGCGGUAGAGGAGGCUCAACGUGCCAUUAAUGCAGCACAUGUUGAAGCUGAAAGUAUUGAGAAUGGUGUUGGUGUAGUAAAACUGAUGGGACGGUACAGUGGUUUUAUAGCUAUGUAUGCUACUCUUGCCAGUCGAGACGUGGACUGUUGUUUGAUUCCAGAGUCCCCCUUCUAUCUUGAAGGUCAGGGCGGACUUUUUGAGUUUGUUGAAAAACGACUCAAAGAAAAUGGGCAUAUGGUUAUUGUGAUUGCUGAAGGAGCCGGACAGGAUCUUCUUUCGGAGUGCUUGCAAUCCAUGGACCAGAAAGAUGCUUCAGGAAAUAAACUACUUCAAGAUGUUGGGUUAUGGAUAUCUCAAAGGAUCAAGGAGCAUUUUGCAAGAAACCAUAAGGCAGUCAUUAAUCUUAAAUAUAUAGAUCCUACAUACAUGAUCCGGGCCGUUCCGAGCAAUGCAUCUGACAAUGUCUAUUGCACGCUCCUUGCUCAAAGUGCAGUUCAUGGAGCAAUGGCAGGGUACACAGGCUUCACAGUUGGGCUCGUGAAUGGAAGACAUACUUACAUUCCUUUCAAACGUGUCAUUGAGAGACAGAACCAGGUUGUAAUAACAGACAGGAUGUGGGCAAGACUUCUAUCUUCGACCAACCAGCCAAGCUUUUUGAAUCCCAAAGAUGUCAUUGAAGUAAAGAAAGAGGAAGAACCUCAGCCCAGUUUUUAGAUGCAAAUAGGAAUUGUAAGGAAGGCCAGUCCUUGACUAUAAUGCUCCUAGUAUGGCUUGAAUUUUAAUGCCUUAAAUGUUUUCUAGGAGUUCAAAUUCAACUUGCAUCAUUUACAGAGCAUUUUUGUUUUGCUUCUACUAGUAUAUAUUUAUUUAAGCAAGUUCAGUUGUUAUAUGGUUGAGGAUAUUUUAUAGUGACAUAAAGCGUUUCAAGUUAUAAUAUACCUUGAGCAUAAUUGAUUGUCUGUGCUUGAA
Molecule: messenger RNA, 1873 nt
Organism: Ziziphus jujuba (common jujube)
Lineage: Eukaryota; Viridiplantae; Streptophyta; Magnoliopsida; Rosales; Rhamnaceae
Product: ATP-dependent 6-phosphofructokinase 3
Exons: 13
Coding region: 203-1618 (471 amino acids)
Biological process (GO): fructose 6-phosphate metabolic process; glycolytic process
Cellular component (GO): cytoplasm
Molecular function (GO): 6-phosphofructokinase activity; ATP binding
Source: RefSeq, a predicted model, not a curated record